This is a messenger RNA of Hyla sarda, 6201 nucleotides long. RefSeq names its product talin rod domain containing 1 (gene TLNRD1). The record is from RefSeq and is a predicted model, not a curated record. Lineage: Eukaryota; Metazoa; Chordata; Amphibia; Anura; Hylidae. The transcript has a single exon. The coding region runs from base 802 to 1872 and encodes 356 amino acids. Gene Ontology annotation, molecular function: actin binding.
CUCUCUGGGGGCUUGUUUCUGAUCCUAUGCAGACAGAGAGGUAGCCAUGCAUGUACAUGUUUUGGGAGUACUUUGUUAGGGAUACCUUAUUGUAUCACUGCUUGGGGCCCUAUCCAACCCUGUAAAUGCAUGAACGUAGCUUUCUUUUUAAAGACUACCUCUAAAUCUAUGAAGAAUGGGUUGAAUUAUGAAAAAUCUACCCUGUUCCAAAUAUCAUGGAAGAUUCUAUUUUUAAAUAGCAGCAUGGACCAGCACUGGCUUAGGACUUCACACGGAGGACCUCCAGCUGUUGCAAAACUACAAUUCCUGUCAUGCUGUUCGGGCAUACUAAUAAGAGUUGUAGUUUUACAACAGCUGGAGGUCCACCAUUUGAAGACCUAAGCUCUAUAGCAGUGUUCUCCAACUUGAGGCUCUCCAGCUACUGCAGAACUACAGCUCCCAGCAUGCCAGAGGUGUAAUGUGCAUCAGCUGGAGAGCCACAAGGUAGACCAGAGAGUACCGGUGUCCAGUAUUGUACAGUACUAUGUGCUGCCUGUAGAUGGCGCUGCUCCUCUCCUCCGGGUAACGUCACAGGGCGGCGCCGUCCCACGUUCCUUAUCCGGGCCGGGAGCAGCUUUUGGGCGGGUCUCCUCUACUGCUUCUCCGGGCACCGACAUGCGGGAGGCAGAAAGCUGUUCCCGGGUCUGACCAGCAGCACCUCUUCCGGGCUGUGCCCGCCAGCCACCCAUGGGAUGAUGCGGCGGAGGAGAUCGCGGGGUACAGCUGCCACUGGCCGAGGUAUGAGACGCUGCUCCCGGCGGGAUGGCUAGCGGCGGCUCCGGUUCCGCCCGGUCUUCUCUGCCCUCUGCAGCGGGCCAAGGCGGCUCUCAGCCCCGCAAGAAGCUACUGAGUAUCUGCGAGCAGUGCAAGGCCAAGAUGCAGCUGGUGGCGGACCUACUACUGCUGUCCAGCGAGCCCCGGCCUGUCCGGACCGAGAGCUGUGCCCAGCUGGGGGAGGCCUUCGAGAAGUGCCGGGACACGGUCAUAGCCCGGACCAAAGGACUCUCCAUCCUGACCCAUGAUGUCCAGAGCCAGCUCAACAUGGGCCGCUUCACCGAGGUGGGGGAGAGCCUGCAGGAGAUGGGUGACCUGGUGGUGUCCCUCAUCGAGCUGUCCGCUCAUGCUGCCUACCUGGCUGCCGUGGAGGUGCCGGGUGCCCAGUCUGCACUACCAGGCUUGGUGGACCGCUACAAGGUGACACGGUGCAGAUACGAGGUAGAGCAGAACUGCGCCAUGCUCCGGACAGUGCCCCUACAGGACCUCACGCCUCAACUCCUGCUGGAAGUCUCCCAGAACUUGUCCACCAACCUCAAGACCCUAACAGAUGCCAGUGUGGCCGCCAGCGAGAAGUCCAGGGAUAAGUUUGCCAAGGAACAGUUUAAGCUUGGGGUGAAGUGCAUGAGCACCAGCGCCACCGCCUUACUGGCCUGCAUCAAGGAGGUCAAGACGUCACCGAGUGAGCUCUCCAGGAACCGCUGCGCCCUCUUCAGUGGGCCCCUGGUGCAGGCGGUCCACGCCUUGGUGGGCUUUGCCACAGAACCUCAAUUCCUGGGCAAGGCUGCCCUUCUGAAUGCGGAGGGGAAAGCGGUGCAGACUGCCAUCUUAGGAGGCGCCAUGAGUGUGGUGUCUGCCUGUGUGCUCCUGACCCAAUGCCUCAGGGAUAUAACCCAGCACUCGGACAGCAGCAGCAAGAUGACUGACUACAAGGACAGGCUGCGGAGCUCUGCUUGUGCCGUGUCGGACGGCUGCAACCUGUUAUCUCAGGCCCUGAGAGAGCGCACGUCUCCUAGAACUCUUCCGCCAGUACACUCCAAUUCUGUGAAAUCGCCCUAAAGAUGGCCUUCCUUCACUUUUACCAAAGAGUAGUCAGUGGGAGCUCCAAGUCUCCCUGUCUAGACAGGCCUGCCAUGUAGGAGAACCAUGUUUAGGCUGAUACGGACUCCAGGUGCUAGGUUGUGACAUUGACAUUUCACCCAGGAAGUGGAAUGUGUUGUGGGUGGAGGUCGAGUGAAUUUACUGGUGCCACCUGUACUGUUGUAAGGCCUUCAUAUGUAGAAGGCUGGUUUGCACAUUGCUCAUGUCAGAUCCCUCCGGCUGGUGCCAGAGAUAAGUGACAUUACAGUACAAAUUGCUGAAUCGCUUGAUUUGUUUUGCUUAGAAAAAGUAGUUCCACUUUAACUUCUCCGAUUCCCUGGAAAUUCCAGAUUUUUCCAGAGGUUUGGAGCGUUUGCAAAGCAGAAGUACUUUUCUUAGACAAAACUUAGUACUGUAAGUUCAUUUAACUCAGGGCUCUCAAACUCCCGGCCCGCGGGGCAUUUGGAGCCUGCGGAACUAAAUUUUGCAGCCUGGGCGCCAGGUAGGUGAUUUCUUCAGGCAGUUAGCCCCUCUUCGGGCAAGCAGCACUAAAUGCCGGAAGACUUCACACACAUCGGCACACACUGCUACUGUACCUAUAUCUCCCUGCUGCAGCCUAUAACGAGCCUUCCUGGAGGGAUGCACGCGAUUGGUGACGUCAUCGCAGCGCAGGAUGCCGGGACGCCGAUGUCCUGCAUGGCACAUGUGAUGACGUCACCUAACGCGCGCAUCCCCGCAAAGAAGGCUUGUUUUAGGCUGCAGCAGGGAGAUGUAAAUCCUGUAGCUGUGAAACUUAACUUGCCUAAUAAGGGAGGACCUGCUUAUCACCAGGGGCUAACCUAUCUUCUUAGGGGGCAGAAUUGUUUAAAUAGGAUCCGGGGGUAAUAUCUAUUUGGGGGCCUGUACACCUAUUGGGAACCCCUACCUGAUCAUCAGGUAGGGCUCCCCAGUAGGCAGACAGGCUCCAGAUAGAUAUUACCCCAAUCAGUGAUGGGGUCAUAUCUAUCUGGGGGCCUGUGUACCUACUGGGGAGCCCUACCUGAUGGGGGUCAUAUCUGGGGGCAUGAUGGGGGCAUUAUAUGUGAGGGGGCGCAUGCGGCCCAGCCUCUACCUCCAGUUGUCCCCAGAUAAUUUGAGACUCCUGGCUUAACUCCAGCAGAAUAUGGUUUACACAUCAUAGCAGGCACACAGCGUACUCUAUAGACAAGGGGCACACCUACAGAUGUCUGCACCCAAUUCAUCCAUGAUCUGCUCUGUUAUGUAGAGAUCAGUGUAUGCAGCUUGUCAAAGAGUGAGCUCUAUGUGCCUGUGUAUAGUAGAUCAUGGCCUGCCAGGGGACCAUUGUUUGUUUGAAGCAGUGUUUCCCAACCUGGGUGCCUCCUGCUGUUGCAAAACUUGUAGUUUUGCAACAGCUGGAGGCACACUGGUUGGAAAACUCUUGUUUAAAGCUUCCCUCCCCGGCGGCAGGAUAUCUUGAGACUUGCCCUAAGACAAUCGGGAGAUUCAUUUUCCGGAAGUUUUAAAGACUUGCAUGGGACUUCCGGAAAAUCGGUAUCCUGAUCUUUGGACAAGUCUCGGCCCCUGAAGUUGCUGGUAAUUUUAAACAUAUCCUGCCGCAGGACCGUCAUCGGAGGUACGCUUUAAAGAUCUGUUGCCUGACAAGGUGGUCUGAUGCAGGGCACAGCAGGACAGUAAAGGAGUUUGUUGCUACACUUCUCAAUGUCAGUUUCCCCAUUUACACAGUUGGUCCUUGUUGAUCAUUUCUUGAAUUGCAAUGUGUAAACUGAGCCUAAUUGAACCCUGUAUUAAAGAGUACCGCCGACAAUGGCUCUGGUGGCAGGAUAUCUAUUUACAUUUCGAUGUAACUUCUGAGCCCGAGACUAUCUCGAUUAGGAGACAGAUUUGCAUGAAGGUCCAUAGACUUGCAUGGGACUUUUGUCAAAUCAGUUUCCUGAUCGUCAUAGUCUGGCUCAGAAGUUGCUGCAAAACAUGAACAGAUGUCCUGCCACUGGAGCCAUAACCGGAGGUGCGCCUUAAGAUUACAGGACUUCUGUUCCCAGGGUCAAGCGACAUUAUAUUUUGGGACAAGCGAACAAAUGUUAGCAUAUUUCAUUAAAAUGUAUUGGUUCCAGUGCCGCAUAUUCUAUUCAUUUGGACACUUAACCUAUAAAAAUGUUAAAUGUAAGAUCACGUGUUCCCUAGCCACUGAAAUCGUAUUGGGAAUGCAAAUUGUCAGCAGCAUUGCUUUCUGAUCUUCAGUCAGAUGGACUCCUUAAGUAAUAACAUUUCAGUGCCUGUGAAUAUGUGAAGCCUUGGGGUAUGCUUUUUAAAUUUCUUUUUUGAAUACAUUUUAAAGGGGUUCUCUUCUAUAUAAUGUUGUAUAACAGAGCACAAAGUGUUGUAAUGUAAGCUGCUACAAUUCCUACCACUAGUCUUAGAUUGUUAGGAGUUGGUUUCUCAGUAGCUUUAGAGUUGCAGUGCUUUCCAAUCUGUGGUUCUCCAGCUGUUGCAGUACUACAGCUCCCAUCAGACUCAGAUUGUGGAUGUAGUUUUGUAACAGCUGAAGAGCGAUAGGUUGGGACACUGUAUGCAAAAUUUCUCAAUAGCCUAUCUUUACAACUACAGAUGAAUGGGGAUAACUCACUGCAUUCUAGUUAAACAUAUAGACCAGUGUUUCCCAACCAGGGUGCCUCCAGGUGUUACAAAACUACAACCUCCAGCAUGCUUGGACAGCCGAAGGCAUCCUGGGUGUUGUAGUUUUGCAACAGAUCUAGUCUGUGCCCAUGUAUGCAAAUCGCACUCUGUCCUCUGACUUUUAGAUAUGUGACUGACAAGCCAUCCUUCCUCGAUGGAGUCCUAAAGACUAUUAAGGAACAUUAUAUUGCAUCCUUAUCCCUCUAACACCAUGGAGCAUGUGAUGCGCCAGCAAUGUUACCAGGCUUCUGUAUUUCACAAGGCAGCGCACGUCUAUUGUGGAAUACAGAGCAGCUACUGUACUACUUUAGUCUUGCACUAGUGGAAAGGUGAAUGUAAAUCUGGUUUUAUGCCUUCCCUCCCCCCCAUACUUGUACCAAUAGAUUUGGUGCUCUGUUAUAGGAACAGUACAGUUUAGAACCCCUAUAAGUACACAAAACAGAACCACAAGUUUUACUCUUGUAUUGAGGUAGAUGUAAAGUUUCACUUUCAGUCUCUUGUAUUUUGUAGAAGCUGUUUUCACUGUGCAAUGAGACCCACCUUGGUCCUGCGCUGUGACAGGGUUCACCAUCCUGGGCUGCGCUGUGGCAGGGUUCACCAUCCUGGUCUGCGCUGUGGCAGGGUUCACCAUCCUGGUCUGCGCUGUGGCAGGGUUCACCAUCCUGGUCCUGCGCUGUGGCAGGGUUCACCAUCCUGGUCUGCGCUGUGGCAGGGUUCACCAUCCUGGGCCUGUGCUGUGGCAGGGUUCACCAUCCUGGUCUGCGCUGUGGCAGGGUUCACCAUCCUGGUCUGCGCUGUGGCAGGGUUCACCAUCCUGGGCCUGCGCUGUGGCAGGGUUCACCAUCCUGGUCUGCGCUGUGGCAGGGUUCACCAUCCUGGGCCUGCGCUGUGGCAGGGUUCACCAUCCUGGGCCUGCGCUGUGGCAGGGUUCACCAUCCUGGGCCUGCGCUGUGGCAGGGUUCACCAUCCUGGGCCUGCGCUGUGGCAGGGUUCACCAUCCUGGGCCUGCGCUGUGGCAGGGUUCACCAUCCUGGGCCUGCGCUGUGGCAGUGCCCAUCAUCUUGUGACUGCGCUAUUGUAGUGCUAGAUCACCACGAUCUGAAUUUAUUUUCCUGUCUAUUGGCCAAUAUGAAAGUGUAGUUGUCUUUUAUGAUUUUUUUUUUUUUUUUUUACUUUUCUCCCUUUCAGCACUAAGCCCCUAAACUACAAGUCCUGGCACAAAAGUGGCAUUAUCAAGGCUUUAAAAUCCGUGCUGGGUGCGGGUUUCUGGGCCAGUGUCUUCCAUGCUUCCCACUGGGAUGUUGCUGUGUGUGAUCGGCAGGAAUUAAAGGGUUACCUCACUUAGUUUUGUAUGGCUUCUAGCUGCUGGAUGUAGCUCCCUUUUUAAGUCCUGCAAAUGGAGUGUGAAUGGAGAAUGUAAAGAGCUCAGAGAGGUAAAAGCCACCUUCCCCCCCCCCCUCUUCCCAUGUGCUGACUUACUGUUGGGGGUGGGUUACAGUGAGCGUGUUUCCUGAAUGUACACUAUAAUAAAAUGAUUGUCAUUUUUGUCAGUUUUUACCUUGCAUGUAUUUGGAGUAUUUAUUUCACCCAUUAAAAGGUUUCUGAAACUUUGAA